UUGCGCCGUCCGCGGCCCCGCGUGCGUGUCUGGUCGAGCCCCUUUCCCAGGAGGCCUUGGCUCCCCCUGGUGGCAGCUGGACCGCGGCGGCGGUGGCAGCGGUAGCGGCAACUCGGGCUCAGGCGUUCAGCUCGGGCAGCCGGCGGCGGGGCCUUGCCAGAUAACGCGGGGUCCUCAGCUGCCUAGGUGUCUAGUGCCGUCGUCUUCGCGGGCGUCUGUUAGUGCUGCUCCUCUUGGUGCGUUGUUGUGGUGGUGUCGCCUGCCGGCUAAGGAGAGCAGAGGGCCCGGAAGAAGGAGGCGGCCAAGGCAGCGGCCAAGGCGGCGCGACCAGCGGAGCGGCGGCGGCCGAGGCAGCGGCCGAAGUGCGGGGGGGUGGGGGGGGAAGAUGGCGGACGUGCUGAGCGUCCUGCGCCAAUAUAACAUCCAGAAAAAGGAGAUCGUGGUGAAGGGGGACGAGGUGAUCUUCGGCGAGUUCUCCUGGCCCAAGAAUGUCAAGACCAACUAUGUGAUUUGGGGGACAGGGAAGGAAGGCCAACCCAGAGAGUACUACACUUUGGAUUCCAUUUUGUUCCUGCUUAAUAAUGUACAUCUUUCUCAUCCUGUAUAUGUCCGGCGUGCAGCUACUGAAAACAUUCCUGUGGUUAGAAGACCUGAUAGAAAAGAUUUGCUUGCAUAUCUAAAUGGCGAAACCUCAACAUCUGCAAGUAUUGACAGAAGUGCACCCCUUGAAAUAGGCCUUCAAAGAUCCACACAAGUAAAAAGAGCAGCAGAUGAAAUAUUAGCAGAGGCAAAGAAACCACGAAUUGAGGAUGAAGAGUGUGUACGUCUUGAUAAGGAGCGAUUGGCUGCUCGCUUGGAGGGUCACAAAGAAGGGAUUGUACAGACGGAGCAGAUUAGAUCCUUAUCUGAAGCUAUGUCUGUGGAAAAAAUUGCUGCAAUCAAAGCCAAAAUUAUGGCCAAGAAAAGGUCUACUAUCAAGACUGAUCUAGAUGAUGAUAUAACUGCACUUAAACAAAGAAGUUUUGUUGAUGCUGAAGUGGAUGUGACCAGAGAUAUUGUGAGUCGAGAGAGAGUAUGGAGGACAAGAACUACUAUUCUGCAAAGCACAGGAAAGAAUUUUGCCAAGAAUAUUUUUGCAAUUCUUCAGUCUGUAAAAGCCAGGGAGGAAGGGCGUGCCCCGGAGCAGAGGCCUGCACCUAAUACAGCUCCUGUGGAUCCCACAUUACGGAAUAAACCACCUAUUCCAGCUGCCUAUAACAGAUAUGAUCAGGAAAGAUUCAAAGGAAAAGAAGAAACGGAAGGCUUCAAAAUUGAUACAAUGGGCACCUACCAUGGAAUGACUCUGAAGUCUGUAACGGAGGGUGCAUCAGCUCGUAAGACUCAAACUCCAGCUGCACAGCCAGUGCCAAGACCAGUUUCUCAAGCAAGACCUCCUCCAAACCAGAAAAAAGGAUCUCGAACACCCAUUAUCAUUAUUCCAGCAGCUACCACAUCUUUAAUAACUAUGCUUAAUGCAAAAGAUCUUCUCCAAGACCUAAAAUUUGUUCCAUCAGAUGAGAAGAAAAAACAAGGCUGCCAGAGAGAAAAUGAAACACUCAUCCAGAGACGGAAAGAUCAGAUGCAGCCCGGGGGCACUGCUAUAAGUGUGACAGUCCCCUAUCGGGUAGUAGAUCAGCCCCUCAAACUUAUGCCUCAAGACUGGGAUCGUGUUGUGGCAGUUUUUGUACAGGGGCCUGCAUGGCAGUUCAAAGGUUGGCCAUGGCUAUUACCCGAUGGAUCACCAGUUGACAUAUUUGCUAAAAUUAAAGCCUUUCAUCUAAAGUAUGAUGAAGUACGCCUAGAUCCAAAUGUACAGAAAUGGGAUGUAACAGUAUUAGAAUUAAGCUACCACAAACGUCAUUUGGACAGACCAGUGUUUUUGCGUUUUUGGGAAACAUUGGACAGGUACAUGGUGAAGCAUAAAUCCCAUUUGAGAUUCUGAAUUACUUGGCUACCAUUUCCCCUCCUAAAAAUUUGGAUUACGAAGCAUGAAACUGCUCCAAUGUGGGGACUGAAGCUCUUGAUUUAUGAAUUUGUCAAGAACUUUACAAAUGAAGGUCACAAAUGAAUCUUUUUUCUAAGACCUUAUUUGAUGCUUCAUGCUUUGACAGGAUGAUAUCUGUCAUCAUUAUAAGCAAAAGUUUUUUGCUUACAAGUAUUUUUUUAAUAAUAAUAAUAAUAUUAGCCUUCUAGUCUGUAAUGGAAAUUGUAUAUUUUGAUAGAGGUUUUCUCCAUUGGUUUAAAUUAGCAUCACUUAAAAAGUUUUGUUCCUCCUUAGAAGAUAAAUACAGAUUACACGUGUGUAUAUAUAGAUGUAAUGAGGCUCUUAGCCACUUUGCUUCCAAUUUUCUGAUUUUUUUCAUUGCUCCAUUGUUUUACUUUUGGAAAAUACUAUGUUGUGAAUGAUAUUAAAUUUUAGUCUUAGAAUUUGAAAAACUAAGCAAAAUGAAUUGACUAUUUUGAGUGAAUCAAAAUGUCAACCUGUAUGUGUACUAUAUAUUCUGUCAAGUCUUUGUUUAAAGAGGGAUAAUGAAAAAUCAAGAACCACCCUUUGGCUGUGGCUGUACUGUUCAAUCUAAGAAAUCUUUAUUAUGGAAACAUUUAAUGAAUGUUUGUUCUUCCCACUGAUUUCAGUGAUUUAAAACUUAGAAUGUUUAUUGAAGCAUAUACUGGAAUACCUUUCCAAAUGGAAGUCCAAACCUAGAGAUUAAAUAGGUUGUAAUACAUUUUAUUUUGAGAGCCAGAGUGUAAUUUUCAGAAGUGGAAUAUUCAUUCAUUGUAUUAGUCAUAGAAACAUAAAAUGCUUAGCCUUCAUUAUUUUCAUUCUUUUUGGUGGCAAAGAGAUUUUAAGCCAUUCUUUCUUUAUAUCUUGGUCUUGGAUUUCCUAUCCCAUGCUAUCCACUAGUAUUGAUAAAAAUUUCCCGUGCACCAAAGAACAUUUAUUUCCUUUAAAAUUAUGAACACAACACAAGUAUAAAAGAACACCUGUAUAUCUAUGUGUUCCCUUUCUAUUAUAUAAAAUAGGUAUAAAUCCUCUUUUUUAACUUUCUGGAAAGGGUAUACCCAUUUCCUAUUUCUCCACUUUAAAUAAAGAUUUAGACUGUUGUAUCUGAGGUGUCCAACCAGGUAAUAUUUUUCACUCCUCGUUUCCUCUUUCAUUAAUUCAGAGUAUCAGGAUCCUCUCAGGAGUUUUCAUAAGUUGAGUAAUUAAUAAUCAUUCUGUUUUACAUUAUUUUCUCCAACCACCUCUUUUGGGUAGCAUGGCUCUUAUAAAAUGAAAUGCACUUUCAUCUGUGCUAUACUGGCAUUGCUUAGGACUCAUGUUGAAAUUUAAACAUAGUACAGAAUUGGGAAAUUUUUUUAAUCACAGAAAUUCUAUAGUAGUAGUGAAGAAAAAAAAGAAUGUUUGCUGUGUAGAAGUCUCAAACUCUAGAAAAAAAUUUCUGGUUGAAUUUUGUAUUACAGGGUUUUUCUAUUUUUGAAAAAUUGGGACAAUCCUCUCUCCUCUAACUCUCUCUCCCCAGGUAGAUAUUUGAGUUUUCCAUGGCACAAUUACUCAGCAGUGUUGAUUUGUUUUCUGAGUCUUAAGGCAUAAUUAUGUAUUUUGUAAAAAUCUUGUCAUGAUAAAAUGCUGUGGUCCUGGGUUACAAACUGUAAUGAUAAAGAACCAUUAGUUAUCCUUGUUAAGACUACUAUAUGUAGGUACCAACUACCUUUUCCAUAAAUACUUUAAAUAUGUAUACCUAUAGAUGUGUUAUCAAUUUCAAUUUUUGCAACUAUGAAAACACACACUUUCAUCAGGAUUUAUUUUCCCUUUAAUUUGCCUUAUAUCUAUAUGCGCACAGACUCAAAUACUGUAAGAAAUAUUAGAGAAAAUGGAAAUACUCUGUAGUUUGUGUGGACUUGUAUGGUUUUUGUUUUGAAGUUGAGUACCUGAUUUCCAUCUUAGAGCAAUGAACUUUGUGUGGGAAGCAGACAUAUCUGGCAAUCGCUAUUCAUUCACACAUGAAAAGUCAUUAUGAGUCUUACAGCAGCACAUAGCACAGUGCCUUGCACAUAGUAAGCUCUCAGUAAAUAUUUGUUGCAUGAAUGAAUGAUGCACUUUGAUUGCAGUCUCAUGUGUUACUUUGAUUAUACAACUAGUUGCUAUUGGCAUACAAAAACAUAAUUUUACAGGGAAUGAAGAUGCAUAAACAAAAUUUUAAAAAGCAGAAUUAUGAAUUUAAUGCAUAAACAUGACUAUAAGAUUAGUUACUAUGAUUAGAGAUACUUUUUCAGCCUCUGUAAAGAGAAAAUUGAAUUUCAAAAAUUGAAUUUCAUUUGUGCAGGACACACUCCUGAAUUUGGUGGUUUUAAGAAAUUUAUUUUCAAAUGUAAAUUGACAUUGAAAACUUACAAAUAUUAGUUUUGAUAUUAUGUUUCUUUUUUUUUCCUAUUGGUUGCCAUUUGCCCUGAUCACUUGGUGGUAGUGUGGGCAGUGGUCUUUUCAGCGUCCCAUUAAUGACAAAUUAAGAUGUCAAUACUUAUUUAAUGUAGAAGGAAGAAUUUUACUGUUUAAUAUUUAAACAAUGUUUAAUAUAUGUUUCAUUUUUAAUUAGUAUUAAAGCUUAUAGUUUGUUUCCCUUGUUUCAUAUCAAAUGUUAACUUUAAAAGACAAGGCAAUGUUUCAUUAAUCCUAGAGUAAUGGGUUGGGGGAAUGAUAGAGGAGGAAGAGGAAUUAUAUUUUUAAAAGGAAACAUUUCUUGAAUAUUUAAGGUGGAAAGAAGUACAACCAUUUCUUAUCUGCCAUGCAGAAUAAAACAGAAGCACUUCACUUUUGAAAAUUAACGGGUCAUUUUUUAAUGAAUCUGUACACUAAAAAUUAAAUCCUCCACUUAAGUAGGAUUGAUAAUCUAGUAGUCAAUUGCAGGAAAUAUUUUUCCUAAAUAAAAUUCUUUUGUGACUCACAA
Messenger RNA from Monodelphis domestica (gray short-tailed opossum), 4988 nucleotides. It is a transcript of the gene CDC73, whose product is annotated as cell division cycle 73. The record is from RefSeq and is a predicted model, not a curated record. Gene Ontology annotation, molecular function: RNA polymerase II complex binding. Gene Ontology annotation, biological process: transcription elongation by RNA polymerase II; positive regulation of transcription elongation by RNA polymerase II. Lineage: Eukaryota; Metazoa; Chordata; Mammalia; Didelphimorphia; Didelphidae. Gene Ontology annotation, cellular component: Cdc73/Paf1 complex.